GUUCGAGGCGAUUCCAAUUAAACAUCAUGGCGGACGAGGAAAUGAAAACAACGGAUGAAAAUCCAAACCCUGAGGAAAAGCAAAAUAGUGAUGUUUUUGUCAACGGAAAUAAUGAAAAUGAAACAAAGCCUGAGUGUUCAAAUGAAUCUGGAAAUAGUGAUUCACUGCAAACGGAUAAAUCUUUACCACGAAAGAGCAGUUUUAUGAGUAGAGAUGGCUCUCGACGAAAUCACAACAGGAAAAAGACAGUGUCAUUUAGCAGCAUGCCUACAGAAAGAAAGAUUGCGACUGCCCAGGACUGCCUGUCGUACAUGCAGGCAGGGAGCGAGCUUAUUAAGGUGCGUUCCAACAGUCGACAGUACCACCGCAUCUUCUCCCUCAAUUCAGACAUGACCGAGGUCAGAUGGCAGCCAACGUCAAAGAAACCACACAAGGCUAGAAUCCCGCUGUUCUCCAUUAAGGAGGUGCGGAGUGGUAAGACCACAGAUGCCUUGAAGAACAAGGAGAUCGCAGGGAUCUACCCGGAUGAGUGCGCUUUCUCUAUUGUGUUUGGAGACAACUUUGACUCGAUGGACCUGAUUGCCAACACCCCGGACGAGGCGAAUAUCUGGGUAACGGGCCUCACCUGUCUCAUCAACACCGGCACUCGCUCCAGCAACUGCAACACCAGCACCCCAGAGGCCAUUGAAGAGAUGCAGCAAAUGAGAGAUGACUGGUUGAAUGAGGUUUUCACGUCUGCAGCUAACGACGACAAAGACACGCUGUCGGAGCAUGAGGUGAUUCGACUCAUGCAGAAACUCAAUAACAACGUAACGACUGCCAGAAUUACCACGAAAUUGAAGGAGAUGGAGCUGGCUCGAGAUGAAGGGAACAAAAGGGGCCGCCUCAGCAGUAGCGAGUUCAUCUCACUUUUCAAGGAAAUCUGCACACGGCCAGAAAUAUACUUCCUUCUAGUCAGAUAUGCAAGUAAUGCAGAUUAUCUUUCAACAGAUGAUUUACUGCUAUUUUUAGAAGCAGAACAAGGGAUGCAAAGAGUUACAAAAGAGAAGUGUUUAGAAGUUAUCAAUAAAUUUGAGCCAUCGAAAGAAGGGAAGCGGAAAGGCCGACUUGGCAUUGAUGGUUUCACGUAUUACCUGUUAUCUGAUGAAUGUGAUAUAUUUGAUCCGGACCACCACAUUGUUUGCCAAGACAUGACGCAUCCUCUUUGCCACUACUUCAUCGCGAGUUCUCACAACACAUACUUAUUGGAGGACCAGCUGAAGGGACCGUCCAGUGUAGAGGCGUACAUUCGAGUCCUUGACAAGGGCUGCAGGUGCAUCGAAUUGGACUGUUGGGAUGGGGCGAAUGAUGAGCCGGUCAUCUACCAUGGCCACACCCUCACUUCCAAAAUCUCCUUCAGAUAUGUGAUAGAGGCCAUCAAUAAACAUGCCUUUCAAUCCUCACACUACCCUGUGAUAUUGUCCAUUGAGAAUCACUGUAGUGUGAAGCAGCAGAAAGUGAUGGUUGCUCACAUGAUCGCAAUAUUCGGUGACAAACUCAACACAGAGAGGAUUGACGAGUCCAGGACUGCCCUGCCUAGUCCACACGAUCUCAGAGAUAAAAUACUUAUAAAGGGUAAGAAGUUGCCAGCAGAGGAGUUGAGCGAUGAGGGAGAGGUCACAGACGAAGAUGAGGGGGGUGAAUCUGAAAGACGGAAAAACAGCAAAAAGGAAGGAGCAAAAAAGCGUCACAAGUUAGCCAGGGAGUUGUCUGACCUUGUAAACUACUUCGUCUCAACACGGUUUGAGGACUUCCAAGUCUCCGUACAGAAGCAACACUUCUGGGAGAUGUGUUCAUUCAGUGAGUCUCAGGCGUUGAAGCUUGCGAUCUCGUGUCCAGAGGAGUUUGUGAACCACAACAAGACUUUUGUGUCUCGUAUUUACCCUAAUGGUAUGCGGGUGGACUCAAGCAACUAUAACCCCCAGGACCUGUGGAACUGUGGAUGCCAGAUGGUUGCAUUGAACUACCAGACACCCGGCCUGAUGAUAGACCUGUACAAUGGCUGGUUUCAUAAAAAUGGCAACUGUGGCUUUGUGCUUAAACCUGCUAUCAUGCGGGAAGAGAUAGCCUACUUUAGCGCAAACACUAAGGAUGUCAUUCCUGGUGUAUCGCCACAGAUUCUUCAUAUAAAGAUUAUAAGUGGUCAAUACUUCCCGAAGCCAAAAGGUUCUGGUGCUCGUGGUGACGUGACUGACCCAUACAUCACCAUAGAGAUAUUCGGUAUUCCAGCAGACUGUGCAGAGGAGAGGACCAAAACCGUCCCACAUAAUGGCUACAAUCCGGUGUUUGAUGAGAGUUUUGAGUUCCAGAUCAACUUGCCUGAGCUUGCCUUAGUUCGUUUCUCUGUGCUGGAUGAUGACUAUAUUGGUGAUGAGUUCAUCGGACAGUACACCAUACCAUUUGAAUGCAUGCAGACAGGUUAUCGGCACAUCCGCCUGCUGUCAAACACAGGGGAACCAAUAGAAAACUGCUGUCUCUUCAUCCAUGUUGCCAUCACCAACAAGAGAGGGGGCGGGAAGGCACAUAAAAGGGGGAUGUCUGUGAAGAAGACCAAAAGAAAACGAGACUAUGCAAGCAUGAAAGCAGUUGGCGUAAAAAGUAUUGAUGAAACAUUCAAGAUUGCCAUCCAGCCCCUGAGAGAUGGCACGGACCUGAGAGACAAUGUACAGACGGCCUUGGCAGACUUCAAGGAAAUGUGUGGUCUAUCUCCCAUUGCCAACCUGAAACAGUGCAUCCGCCUCCUCAACACACGAGUCUCCAGCUCAUCUGAGCAGGGAGUGCUAAACCUCUACAUGCAAGGAGAGUAUCCAGUGUUAGAUGCAGAGGGUAACCUGCCAGACAUCCUCAAGAAAGCUCUAAUGUCCUUUGAUAAUUUGGUGGCAGAUUGUAAGAGUUUGAUAGACAGUGCAGAUGGUGUUUAUGAAAGAUUGCUGCAGAGCCAGCGAGCAGGUCUUGAGUGGCACGAGGAACUGGAGACAGUCAGCGUGCAGGCUGGACUUAAGGGCAAGAAACUUUCCAAGGCAAUAGAGAAUUUUGCGUGGAACAUAAGAGUGCUGCAGGGUCAGGCAGACCUGCUGGCACAGGCAAAGAAGGAGUGCCAGGAGUACCUGCGACAGAUAUCUGAAGCAGCUGUUGCUUUGGGAAUGGUGAAGGAUGGCAAUACUUUAUGCAACAACAACCAUGAUGACUGAAACAGUCACAACAAAUACCUUUCUGCACUAACAACCAUGAUGACUGCUAAGAUACCACCUAUACCAUUUUGCAACAACCAUGAUGGCUGACACAGUCACCACUAAUACCUUUCUGCUACAACAAACGUGGUGGCUGACACAGUCACCACUGAUACCUUUCUACAGCAACAACCAUGAUGGCUGACACAGUCACCACUAAUACCUUUCUGCUACAACAAACAUGGUGGCUGACACAGUCACCACAGAUACCUUUCUACAGCAACAACCAUGAUGGCUGACAUAGUCACCACUAAUACCUUUCUGCUAAAACAAACAUGGUGGCUGACAUUGUCACCACUAAUACCUUUCUACAGCAACAACCAUGGUGGCUGACACAAUCACCACUAAUACCUUUCUACAGCAACAACCAUGAUGGCUGACACAGUCACCACUAAUACCUUUCUGCUACAACAAACAUGGUGGCUGACACAGUCACCACUAAUACCUUUCUACAGCAACAACCAUGAUGGCUGACACAGUCACCACUAAUACCUUUCUGCUACAACAAACAUGGUGGCUGACACAGUCACCACUAAUACCUUUCUACAGCAACAACCAUGAUGGCUGACACAGUCAGCACUAAUACCUUUCUGCUACAACAAACAUGGUGGCUGACACAGUCACCACUAAUACCUUUCUACAGCAACAACCAUGAUGGCUGACACAGUCACCACUAAUACCUUUCUACAGCAACAACCAUGAUGGCUGACACAGUCACCACUAAUACCUUUCUACAGCAACAACCAUGGUGGCUGACACAGUGACCACUAAUACCUUUCUACAGCAUCAACCAUGGUGGCUGACACAGUCACCACUAAUACCUUUCUACAGCAACAACCAUGGUGGCUGACACAGUCACCACUGAUACCUUUCUACAGCAACAACCAUGGUGGCUGACACAGUCACCACUAAUACCUUUCUACAGCAACAACCAUGGUGGCUGACACAGUCAUCACUGAUACCUUUCUACAGCAACAACCAUGAUGGCUGACACAGUCACCACUAAUACCUUUCUACAGCAACAACCAUGAUGACUGACACAGUCACCACCAAUACCAUUUUGGAACAACAACCAUGAUGGCUGACAUAGUCACCACCAAUACCAUUUUGCAACAACAACCAUGAUGAUUGACUCAACUACCACAAAUAUGUUUCUGCUACAACAACCAUGAUGGUGAAAACAGUCGCAACCUUUCUGCAAUAACAACCAUUAUUGCUGAACCAAUACUCACUAAUACUGUCUGCAGCAACAACCACGAUGGCUGACAUGGUCACCUCAAUAUGUUUCAUGCAACUCAUAUCUACUUACUUUUUCAAUAAAUGAUGUCAUUUGAAACCUCAUAUCCAAGAUUCAGAACCAACCUUUUUACAUUGGCAAAACUCAAACUGUAUGGAUGAAAUAUAUAACAAUAGGGAAGUUUAUUUGUCGAAUUGAAGAAGAUCAGAUAUUUUUUAAUCCAGAUAUCAAUUAUUACUGUUAUCAGUUUAAUGCAUUUGCCACUGAAUGUCACAUUUUUACUGUUUUUAGCUCACCUGUCACAUAGUGACAAGGUGAGCUUUUGUGAUCACAAUUUGUCCGUCGUCCGUCCGUCCGUCGUCCGUCCGUAAACUUUUACUUUAAACGACAUCUCCUCAUAAACCGCUUAGCCAAUUUCAUCCAAACUUCACAGGAAUGUUCCUUGGGUGGUCCCCUUUGAAAAUUGUUCAAAGAAUUGAAUUCCAUGCAGAACUCUGGUUGCCAUGGCAAUGGAAAGGAAAAACUUUAAAAAUCUUCUUCUCCCAAACCACAAGGCUUAGGCCGUUGAUAUAUGGUAGGUAGGAUCACCAAAUGGUCCUCUACCAAGAUUGUUCAAAUUAUGGCCCUUGGGUCAAAAUUGGCCCCGCCCCGGGGGGUCAUGGGUUUUCUCUAUAUGUUUAUAGUGAAAACUUCAAAAAUCUUCUUCUCUGAACUUACUUGGCCUAGAGCUUAGAUAUUUGUCAUGAUUCAUCGUCUAGUGGACCUCUACAAAGUUUGUUCAAAUUAUGGCCCUGGGGUCAAAAUUGGCCCCGCCCCGGGGGGUCAUGGAUAUGCUCUAUAUGUUUAUAGUUAAAACUUCAAAAAUCUUCUCCUCUGAACUUACUUGGACUAGAGCUUAGAUAUUUGGCAUGAUUCAUCGUCUAGUGGACCUUUACAAAGAUUGUUCAAAUUAUGGCCUUGGGGUCAAAAUUGGCUCCGCCCCGGGGGGUCAUGGGUUUUCUCUAUAUGUUUGUAGUGAAAACUUCAAAAAUCUUCUCCUUUGAACUUAAUUGGACUAGAGCUUAGAUAUUUGGCAUGAUUCAUCGUCUAGUGGACCUCUACAAAGAGUGUUCAAAUUAUGGUCUUGGGGUCAAAAUUGGCCCCGCCCCGGGGGGUUAGGGUAUUCUCUAUAUGUUUAUAGUGAAAACUUCAAAAAUCUUCUCCUCUUAACUUACUUGGACUAGAGCUUAGAUAUUUGGCAUGAUUCAUCGUCUAGUGGACCUCUACAAAGAUUGUUCAAAUUAUGGCCUUGGGGUCAAAAUUGGCCCCGCCCCGGGGGGUUAGGGUAUUUUCUAUAUGUUUAUAGUGAAAACUUCAAAAAUCUUCUCCUUUGAACUUACUUGGACUAGAGCUUAGAUAUUUGGCAUGAUUCAUCGUCUAGUGGACCUCUACAAAGAGUGUUCAAAUUAUGGUCUUGGGGUCAAAAUUGGCCCCGCCCCGGGGGGUUAGGGUAUUCUCUAUAUGUUUAUAGUGAAAACUUCAAAAAUCUUCUCCUCUUAACUUACUUGGACUAGAGCUUAGAUAUUUGGCAUGAUUCAUCGUCUAGUGGACCUCUACAAAGAUUGUUCAAAUUAUGGCCUUGGGGUCAAAAUUGGCCCCGCCCCGGGGGGUUAGGGUAUUUUCUAUAUGUUUAUAGUGAAAACUUCAAAAAUCUUCUCCUUUGAACUUACUUGGACUAGAGCUUAGAUAUUUGGAUUGAUUCAUCGUCAAGUGGACCUCUACAAAGAUUGUUCAAAUUAUGGCCUUGGGGUCAAAAUUGGCCCCGCCCCGGGGGGUCAUGGGUAUACUUGAUAUGUUUAUAGUUAAAACUUCAAAAAUCUUCUCCUCUUAACCCUUUACUUCAUGUAAACCUAAGCCAUUUCAGGCUGCCAGUUCAUGGCUUAUCAGUUCUUAUCAGUACCCCUACUUCAUAGGAGAUUAUUGAUAUUAUUGGAAUUUUAACCCUAAUGUAUUACAAACCUAUUUUCUUAGUAUUUCUUUUGGUUUAAUCAAUAAGUCAUCAAUGUAAAGUUUAUAGAGAAUUAAAUUUCCAAUCCAGUCAUAUAAAUUUUAUUUUGUUAUCUAAAUUAUUUCCGCAUGAUAUUCAUAAACAAACAGAAAAAUAUGUCAAAUUUGAUGAAAAUUAAUUUUUAUUACACUUUUAUUUAUCAAACAUAACACGAAAUAUUAUAUAAACAACAUAUUUUUAUAAUUCAUUUAAUGCAACCUGAAUUGAAACAAAGAUGGACAGAAUUAAAAAAUAGUUCACAACAAAGAAGCACGGUAUAUUUAUAUAUAUGAUACAGAAGAAAAAAAAAGUUGAUCAACUGUCACAGUACGUAUAACUUUCGGUUAUUUAACACUACAAUGAACAAAUAAAGUUAUUAUUCAACUACUAAAUGAGGCCUGCAUGUUAUUGUUUACUAAAUUUAUAUCGUUUAUUGCAUGUCCAUGUAUUGUCAUUUGGGUUUGAUUUUAAAAAUCCUCAUUUCUCGUAUCCUUGUGUGCGUGACGCCGAGGUCUGAAUUCUCGACGUCGUACUCAAUGUCUCAAACUCAUUUUAAUUGAAGCCAGAAUGUUCCGAUUCGUCAGACAAACACUGAAAUAUAAAUGACAUCAUUCAGGAAUGUUGUUUUAAACUGAAGUUAACAAGGGCAGAAAUUAGCUCUACAUUGCAUUCUUGUGUAUUCGAAAACACGUGUUUCAACAGCUGAUCGAUGUUAAAUUGGGUCAUGUCAAAGUUUAACAAUAGGGAUAGUCAUUAUUUUAUAACACAUUUGUACUUACUUUCAAUUUGUAGAAGCAGAUGCGCAUUUUUAUGACCGGAUUAGCGAAACAGAAGUGACACAUAUGUCCCAUAUAAUGAUUUAUGGCCUUUGUUUAUACAAGCCAGAUGAUUUUUUGUUUAUCCAACAUGGCCGACAUUUUGACACGUUUUCGAACCAUGACCUGUGACGUCAGGCGCGUGAUCAAUAAAAUAUAGUUGUAUUAUUGGUAGUUAAUUAUAACUUGCAGUAUUGUGUAAAUUUCCACGAGGAAAACGAGACAGGAAUGCCCACAAACCUGCGCAGUCAACGUUUUACGCAUCUUUGAUACCAGUGACCUUAUUUUGCGAUUUUCCGAAAUUCUUUAAAUAGUAACAUAGUGUUUUUUUUAGUGCAUUGUAUUUAUCGAUGUUUAUACUUCAUGAAUAUGAAUUUAUAGCCCAUAAACAAGCAUCAGGUAUGAAAAUAAAUGCCCCUACAUUACGAAUACGUAGGAUUACGUAUCUAUGAAGCUAUGGAUAAAACGUUAAGAUCCGUAUCUAUGAAGCUAUGGAUAGAUAAGUAAAAUUGCGUAUCUAUGAAGUAAAGGGUUAACUUACUUGGACUAGAGCUUAAAUAUUUGGCAUGAUUCAUCGUCUAGUGGACCUCUACAAAGAUUGUUCAAAUUAUGGCCCUGUGGUCAAAAUUGGCCCCGCCCCUGGGUGGUCAUGGGUUUUCUCUAUAUGUUUAUAUUAAAAAAAAUCAAAAAAUCAAAAAUCUCCUCUGAACUUACGUUGCUUAGAGCUUAGAUAUUUGACUUGAUUCAUCGUCUAGUGGACCUCUACAAAGAUUGUUCAAAUUAUGGCCUUGGGGUCAAAAUUGGUCCCGCCCAGGGGGGUUAGGGUAUUCUCUAUAUGUUUAUAGUUAAAACUUCAAAAAUCUUCUCCUCUGAACUUACUUGGACUAGAGCUUAGAUAAUUGACAUGAUAUAUCGUCUAGUGGACCUCUACAAAGAUUGUUCAAAUUAUGGCCUUGGGGUCAAAAUUGGCCCCACCCCCUUCGGGGGUCAUGGGUUUUCUCUAUAUGUGUAUAGUGAAAACUUCAAAAAUCAUCUCCUCUGAACUUACGUGGCUUAGAGCUUAGAUAUUUGGCAUGAUUCAUCGUCUAGUGGACCUCUACAAAGUUUGUUCAAAUUAUGGCCCUGGGGUCGAAAUUGGCCACACCCCGGGGCUGAUGGGUUUUCUCUAUAUGUGUUAUAGUGAAAACUUAAAAAAUCUUCUCCGAACUCACAAAGACAAGUAACGUCUUAAUUUAAACUGGAUAACAUAUUUAGUACACAUACCAAUUUUCAAUAUGGGCCACAUACAACAAUUAAUAACAAAUAUACAUAUAUAGAUACACACGUAAAAUCAAGUAGUGACAAGAGCUUAGAUAUUUGGCAUGAUAUAUCAUCUAGUUGACUUGUACCAAUAUUGUUCAAUCUUUGACCCUGGGGUCAAAAAAUGGCCCCACCCGGGCGGUCAUGGGUUUCCUUAUAUAUGUAUAUGAUGAAAACUUAUAAAAUCUUCUUCUCCGAAACCAAAAGGCAAAGGCAUUAGAUAUUUGGUAUGAAGCAUUGUUUAUCAGACCACUAUUAAGUCUGUUCAAACUUUAGCCCUGGGGUCAAAAUUGGCCACGCCCCGUGUUCAUAGGCUUAGGUUUUCAAUAUUUUUAUAUAGUCUUAUAUAAUAAAACUUUAAAAAUCCUCUUCUCCAAAAUAUAAGACCUAGAGCUUUCAUAUUUGGUAUAUAGUGUUACCUAGUGGACCUUAGUGGUUACCUUAUUGUCCCGGGGUCAAAUUGGCCUUGCUCAGGGGUCAUUUGUUUUUACAUUGUCUUGUCACUUAAACAUCUUUUCCUCUGAAAGUAAAGGUCAGAAUGACUCCAUACUUGAUAUGUAGCAUCCUUACAUGGUCCUCUCUCAACUUUGUUCAAAUGGUUUUGUUUGGCCCCUUUUAGGGGUCACCAGAGCAAAAAAUAGAAAAACCUUUAAACAACUUGAUCUUAUUAACUGCUUGAUGGAUCUUCAAGUCUGAAGCAUCCUAGCAUGGGCCUCUGUCAGGUCUUUUCAAAUAAUUUUGUUUGGCCCCUUUUAAGGGCCACCAGAGCUAAAAUUAGUAAAAAAAAACUUAACAUUUUCUUCGCAUGAACCCCUUGAUAGAUCUUCAGCAAAUUUGGUUUGAAGUGUCCUUGCAUGGACCUCUCUUAAAUUUGUUCACAUAAUUUUGUUUGGCCCCUUUUAGCUAAAAAUAGAGUAAAAAACGAUUAUUCUUGUGAACCUCUUGAUGGAUAUUUACCAAAUUUGGUCUGAAGCACCCUUGCAUAGACUUCUCUCAAAUGUAUUAAAAUAAUUUUGUUUGGUCUCUUUUAUUUUCAUAUUUGCAUAUUGAUGGAACCGUACAGAGAUAUUGAAUGGCGUACUAAUUAGUGCAACAUCCAUUUAACUUAAUGAAAAGUGACCAGCCAAUAUUCUUUGAGAACAAAUAUUAAGCUAUAUUGAUUACAAAGGUUAAACUCUUUUACUCAGGUGAGCGAUUUAGGGCCAUCAUGGCCCUCUUGUUAUUGUUGUAUCAUUGUUUUUUUUAUAGCCUUUACAAAAUUACUGUUAGUUACAUUAUUUGGAAUGUACAUUUAAGAUUAAAUCAGUUAUUUAUGUUCAGCAGUAAAUGAUUAGUUCAGUGAUAUAACCCAGAUGAUAUAUAACUGAAAGUGCUUAUGUACCCAAAGAUAUAUAUUUAGUUAUUUUGAAUAUUUGUUCAGAUUUAGAUCAAGAGGCAAUAGUGAACCUAGAAACUCUAGUGUUCCUCAUACAUAAUAAAUAGAAAGAAGAGAUUAUACUUAAGAAAGAU
Mya arenaria is the source of this 10155-nucleotide messenger RNA. Its product is annotated as inactive phospholipase C-like protein 2. Bases 27 to 3230 code for a protein of 1067 amino acids. The transcript is spliced from 26 exons. Lineage: Eukaryota; Metazoa; Mollusca; Bivalvia; Myida; Myidae. Gene Ontology annotation, biological process: intracellular signal transduction; lipid metabolic process. Gene Ontology annotation, molecular function: phosphatidylinositol-4,5-bisphosphate phospholipase C activity. The record is from RefSeq and is a predicted model, not a curated record.